Haplochromis burtoni (Burton's mouthbrooder) is the source of this 11271-nucleotide messenger RNA. Its product is annotated as microtubule-associated serine/threonine-protein kinase 1. Bases 4237 to 9228 code for a protein of 1663 amino acids. The record is from RefSeq and is a predicted model, not a curated record. Gene Ontology annotation, biological process: intracellular signal transduction; peptidyl-serine phosphorylation. Lineage: Eukaryota; Metazoa; Chordata; Actinopteri; Cichliformes; Cichlidae. The transcript is spliced from 27 exons. Gene Ontology annotation, molecular function: protein serine/threonine kinase activity; magnesium ion binding; ATP binding.
GGAGAGAAGAGCGUCUCUGUCGCGCGUAGGAGGAGGAGGGGCGAAAGGGAAUCCCAAGAAGGGGCUACAAAUAUCGCGUUGCUGCGGUGCCAUAAGUAACCGCUUCACCCGAGAAGAGAGAGGGUGGAGGAACGACGGGUGGGUGAAAGAAACGAACACGAGUUUUACUUAAUGUGUGUGUUUUGUUUUUUUGGAGGGGACGUGCGCGCGCUCUCAGACACGAGGUGAUGUUGACCGAACCGGACAGGCUCCUCCGCCGCGAAUAAGCGGCAGUGACACCCUGACCGAGGGGCUGGGGCACGACGCGCGUCCGUACCAUCGUGUAGUUAUGUGUAAAAUAAUCGAGUGUUUGUUUUCCCCCCUCGCCGAGCCUUGAACGCGCCGUCCUUUGUGGCCACACGUGGAGACGAGCUCACGUUUUCUUCGUGGAGAUUGUCGUGAAGUGACCGAAGUACUUCAGUGUUUGGAUCGGCUGAUCGCACAUGGACGUUGAGUUCUCCGGGCCUUCGAGUCGCUCAGCUGGGCAGCAUCAAAGCGCACGGACCACUGGGAAAAUGUCAAGGAUGCUCCCAGAAGGAGCCGCGGAGAGAGCGGCGUGAUACUCAGCCGAGGAGACAGAGGACGCCGAUCACAAGUGCAGCUUAGAGAAUAACGGUCGCUGAUUUUAAGGGGCUUUUUUAAAAAAAAAAAAAAAACAAUGGGACCUCUUGGCACGUUUUCGUGGGCUUCUUCGACGUGACACCGGACACACAGGAACUCUGUUGCUGCUGCUGUUGUUGUGUUGGUGUUGUGCAGUUCGGGCGUGAAGUGGAAGUAGCAUCCUCACUGGGUCACAACCCAGAUUAGUGUAAGGUGACAGAAUUGUUUUAGUGAAGGGGAAUCCUGACCGAGAGCCACACGGCUCGUCACUGCACCAUGGAUGACUCGGGGAUAAUACGGCGGCGGAGGCUGCAGGAUUUGCCACUGCCUCGCAAAAACAGCAGGUGAGUGUUACCUUUGUUUAACCCUUCCUUUCUUCUCUCUAUCCCUCUCUCUCUACCACCCAUCCACUCCCUGGGGAAAGCACAAUGUUCUUCAUGGACAAAAAAACAAUCAUACCAAGCUGCGGUACAUCUUGUUUAUCAAAGCCUCUCUUCCCGAGCGUACAUGAGGCUGGGAAGCUCUCUGGGAUCACAAGCAUGCUUUUCACAUUCUGUCUGAAAGCUAUGAGGAUGCUUCAGUAGUGCUCAGGGUGUGGAGUGUGGAUUUCUUGUGUGAAAGAGGAGGAUGAGGUCUCCUGAAGUAAUGCUGGAGUGUGUGGAAGCCUUAUUAGGCCAGUUGGGAGCUCCCGGCGCUGUCCAUGGUGCUGAAAGCCAUGCCGCAUUCUCCAACUUGUUCCAAAUUGUCAAAUUUUGCUAUCUGCAUAAAGUAGGCACAUUUAUUAAGUAUUUGGUUGAAAUAUUAUACUGUUUAAUGGACUACAGUUAAAGAGCCAAAGAUUUUAAAUCAAGGGUGGUUUACCAGUGACGAGUGACCUGUUUGAGAAAACGGUCACUGGAGACACAAAUUACUUUUGGGCUUGCGUCAGGAAGGGUAUCCGAUGUAAAGGUCUGGCAAAUCAAAUAUGCAGGGCUACCUGCUGUGGCAAACCCCUGUGAGAAGGGAGCAGCUCAAAGUUGUUAUGUGACAGAAACAUAAAAAAAAAUAGUUAAUACAAGUUUAAGCAUUGUGCUGAUGAUUAUUUUUUCGGACAGGUCCAGACUACCCUUUCCUUGUGAGAAGUGUGGAGUAGUCUCCACACUUUCUGAAGGUUCAAAGUUUUUCUUGAUUCAUUGGCUACUUUUUCACUCACUGUCAGUCCAGUUCUUGUAUCUGACCAUUUUUAGGAGAUUUUAGAAGAAGUUUGUUAAGUCACUAAUAAACAUCACAGACAAUUUAGCAGAUAAUCUAUUUUAAAGCCAUUUUGUCCCAACUUGUCAUAAAAGCACAUAAUUUGUUUCUAUUUCUUUCUUAGUUGAAUAUAUAAAAUAUGCUGAAGAUAACACAGCUCUGCAGGCAUAAAAUAGUAUUUCUGCACCAGCAAGCUGGUUCCCAAAAUGCUAAUAGCCGAGAACAAGGGAUGCAGUGUGUCCUUAAAAAAAUCUGAGGAAACUGGACAAAUAGAGAGGAAAAGAAGUGACAGGCCAAAAAAAACUAAACGAAUAGUGUCUGAAAGUCAUGUCCUUAAGAAAUAGGAACAAAUCUGGCACAGGACUGGAGAGAUACUUCAGUUGAUCCAUCUUCUGUUCAAUGAAGCAUCAUCAGAAAUGAUCUUAGUAGAAAGGUGGAAUGGCUGUCAAAAGCCAUUUUUAAGAAAGGAAAAUAGGAAGAAAGGGCUUAGAUUUGGCAAAUUACACAACAACUGGAUGGACAAUCAGUGACAGCUGGUCUGAUGAAUCCACAUUUGGUUAAAAUCAUUGUCAGUAUAUACAGAGGAGGUCAGGAUAAUGGAGGCUCCAUCAUGGUUUGGGGCUGCAUUUCAGUAAGUUGUGUUGGAAGAUCUUCUCAAAACUGAUGAAAUUUUGAAUGCAGAAAAGUGAUGAAAAAUGAUCCAACAUGCAGUACCAUUAGUGUCUGAUUGGCAACAGCUUCAUCUUUCAGUAUGACAGUGAUCCCAAACACACACUGGCAAUACAGUAAAAGCAUACCUAGACAGAGAAACACCAAGAGCACAAAACACAACACAAUCAGUCACUGGACCAUCCAACUGUAUUUGUGCUUUUUGGUGUACUUUUGAUUAAUUUAAGUGUCUGAUAGAUAACAUAGCUUGCUUUCCCAGUAGCAGACAUAUUUGGGCCUGUGGUGAAUGUUUACGUGGGCAAGCCAGAAAGUCAUGAGUCAUGCUUGACACACAGCAAGGCAGGUUCUGGGUGGGGCAGAUUUGGCCCAAAUGUCACAACAUACUUGACAUCUGUCCCUCGUAUUGUAAGCUGGCAGCUGAGUUGCGGCAGCCAGACUCAAGCUGAGUCAACACCAUCAGUCAAGGCCAUAUGUGGCUCAUAGAAAACUGCAUAUGUGGGUCACAUUUUUGCCAAGAGCCCGUCCAAGAAGUCUGUGUUUCGGUUUUGCUGAAUUAAAUUCUGGUUUGUAAUUUUUUUGUAUUACAUAAAUAAUUAGAAGGUGUUCGUGUCUGUGUAGCACACCUGUGCAUUUUUAUGUGUGUCUUACUGAAGUUUGUACUAGCUGAUGAGUUAGCAGGCUAGCUUUAACUAAAAAACAAAAGAAAUAGAAAACUAUAAAGCUUUAAAAUGAGAAACCACAAACCAGUGGGUGCUAUCACCGUGGUUACAUCAUCUUUUAUGUAUUGUCGCACUGACCUGUCAACAGUCUCUUGUGCCCACUCCCAUCUACACUCAAGCCAUCCCAAGUCACCAUGGGUAAUCACACAUGAAAUGAUGGCAGGGAUCCUGUUCCCGACUCUGUUUGUUUCCAGACCAUUUUCUUCAACCAUCUCAUCUUUUCCACCUCCUCUCCCUUAUUUUACCAUCUGAAUUCAGUCUGUCACUGUCUCCUCUGCAUCACAUCCCAUUUGCCUCUGCAGGACACCACCAACCCACUAUGUAUUAUAGAUGAGCUCACUGGAGUUGGCUUCAAAUUCAAUCUGCCUACUGCAACCAUUCAUGGGUAAACACAGCCAUUGAUAGUUUGUGUGUGUGUAUGCACGUCUGGCAUACUACAUCAACAUUAGCUCCGCUUUUUGAUCCCAUUCAAAUUGUUUUUUUACUUAUGUAACUGUCCACAUGUCCUUGUCCUUUGGUCAUUUCUUUAGUUGCUGCUGAGAUAAAUUAACCUGCCUGUACUCUCCUUCCUUCAUUUAUGGAAUAAACAGCCUGCAGUUAAAGCUUUUAAUUUCCCAUCGACUUCAGAGGAAAACACAAAACAGAAGCACAAGUAACUCAUAAAACCACAUUGUGUACUAUGGCACCUCAGCCUUGAGAAAAUGACCCAUAAUCCCCUGCCGCCUUUUGUUGUUCCUUUCUAAAAGAGAGACCCACCCUUCCUCCCUGCAUCCCUCCCUCUGUGCUGUGCUCCCUCUCUCUCUCCCUCUCUCUCUCCUUUGGUUCUCUUGCACACUUGCCCAGACACACAGACACCAGCGCACCUCUAAAGGUGGUGGGAGCCACAGUAUGCGUUGCAUUGCGAUAGCAUUUUGCCAGAGACCUGCUGCUUUCUGACUUCUCAUCGCCCAGCUUUCAACUACACCGAAAUACAAGCAAUAUGUUCCGACGCACUAAAAGCUGUCGUACAAGCAACAGAAAAAGUCUGAUCCUGACGACCACGUCCCCCACGCUCCCUCGGCCUCACUCCCCUCUGCCCCUCCCUGGACACCUCGGAAGCAGCCCACUGGACAGCCCACGAAACUUCUCUCCCAGCAACCCAGCCCACUUCUCAUUCGCCUCCUCCAGAAGGGCCGAUGGACGACGAUGGUCUUUAGCGUCGUUGCCCUCUUCUGGAUAUGGUACCAACACUCCCAGCUCCACGUCCUCCAGCUCUUCUCAGGAGCGACUGCACCAGCUGCCCUUCCAGCCCACCAUGGAUGAGCUCCACUUCUUAUCCAAGCACUUUGGCAGCACAGAGAGCAUCAUGGAUGACGAUGGGGGCCGCUGCUCUCCCCACAUGCGCCCUCGCUCCCGCAGCCUCAGCCCAGGACGCUCCUCCUCCUGCUACGAUAACGAGAUAGUCAUGAUGAACCACGUGUACAAAGAGCGUUUUCCAAAGGCCACGGCUCAGAUGGAGGGGAGGCUGGCUGAGUUCAUCCAGGCUUACUUGCCUGAAAGUGUUCUUCCGCUGGCCGAUGGAGUCCUCAGCUUCAUCCACCAUCAGAUAGCAGAGCUGGCCAGAGACUGCCUGGCCAAAGCUCGCGAAGGCCUCAUCACCUCUGUGUACUUCUUCGAGCUACAGGAGAAUCUGGAAAAGCUGCUUCAUGAUGCAUUUGAGCGCUCGGAGAGCUCCGAGGUAAUCUUUGUCACGGAGUUGGUGAAAAAGCUUCUGAUCAUCAUCGCCAGACCUGCAAGGCUUUUGGAGUGUCUGGAGUUUAACCCCGAGGAGUUUUACCAUCUGCUGGAGGCAGCUGAGGACCACGCCAAGGAGGGUCAUCUGAUGAAAACAGAUAUCCCUCGUUACAUCAUUGGCCAGCUGGGGCUUACUCGAGACCCGAUUGAAGAUAUGGUUUACUUGGAAAGUUAUGACAGCGAGGGACCAGUGACACCUGAAACAGAUGACUCCACAGAGGGUAAGAUGAGAGCAAUGAAACCACCAGGAGAAGCAGACUUCCAGACCAUCAAGCUGAUAAGUAACGGAGCAUAUGGCGCUGUUUACCUGGUGCGGCAUCUGGAGACACGGCAGCGAUUUGCCAUGAAGAAGAUUAACAAGCAGAACCUGAUACUGAGGAACCAAAUCCAGCAGGCCUUCGUAGAAAGAGACAUUCUCACCUUUGCAGAGAAUCCCUUUGUCGUCUCCAUGUUCUGCUCCUUUGAAACACGUCGGCACCUCUGCAUGGUCAUGGAGUACGUAGAAGGUGGGGACUGUGCCACCCUGCUAAAGAACAUCGGGGCUCUGCCCGUGGAAAUGGCACGCAUGUACUUUGCAGAGACAGUCCUAGCGCUGGAGUACUUACACAACUAUGGCAUUGUGCACCGUGACCUCAAACCUGACAACCUCCUAAUUACCUCAAUGGGCCACAUCAAACUGACUGACUUUGGCCUGUCGAAGAUGGGUCUGAUGAGCCUGACCACCAACUUGUAUGAAGGACACAUAGAGAAGGAUACUCGAGAAUUUUUGGAUAAACAGGUGUGCGGAACUCCAGAGUAUAUCGCCCCAGAGGUUAUUCUUCGUCAGGGUUAUGGAAAGCCAGUGGACUGGUGGGCGAUGGGCAUCAUCCUGUAUGAGUUCCUGGUGGGCUGCGUGCCUUUUUUUGGAGACACUCCAGAGGAGCUGUUUGGACAGGUCAUUACAGAUGACAUAGUGUGGCCAGAAGGAGAUGAGGCUCUUCCUGUUGAUGCCCAGCACCUGAUCUCCUCUCUUCUGCAGACAAAUCCGCUGGUUCGAUUGGGCACAGGUGGUGCUUUUGAAGUGAAGCAGCACUCAUUCUUCACUGAGGUGGACUGGAACAGCCUGCUGAGACAGAAGGCAGAGUUCAUCCCUCAUCUAGAGUCAGAGGAAGACACCAGUUAUUUUGACACUCGUUCAGAGCGCUAUCACCACGUGCAUUCAUACGAUGAAGACGAUACCAAUGACGACGAGCCUGUGGAGAUUCAUCGCUUCUCGUCGUGUUCCCCUCGCUUCAGUAAGGUAUACAGCAGUAUGGAGCAUCUGUCUCAGCUGGAGCAUAAACCCCAUGGCGUGACUCUACGGGAGCACAAGGUCCCCAGGGAGGAUCGCUUAGCCAAGAGAGAAAGCCUGGGAAGUGUCACCCUCCGAGAUAAGAGCUGGAGGACUGGCUCACCGGAGAUGAAGCGUUUAUCCUGCUCAGAGUCCUCCUUCACUGAGAGUGAUUCCAGCCCUCCGUCUGGGGCACGGAGGCGCUUCUCUGCUCUUAUGGAUUCUUACCGAUUGGCCUCCCCUCUGGAGUUGGACUCUGAGCUGCCUGUCCCGGGCAGACAACCUCCAGUGAAGGCCAGGGGAACGUCUCUGGAAGGAGCCAUGGGUACCAUCUCUUCUCAAGGCGACCUGAGGGCAUUCCUUAAAGAAAGUAAUGGCUUUGCAGCUGCCGACAAACUGUUGAGACCUGCUGAUGCAUCACUGCCCCUGCCAAGCAGUGCUACCAUUCUGGGGCUCCCAGACCCACCGGGGACUCGUGGGGCCACCACAGACCUGGUGCUGCGAAGAGUUCGCCACCAGCAGCUCUCGGAAGGAGAAAAACGCAGCUCAAGACCAGGAACUAAAGUUAUCAAAUCUGCCUCUGCCACUGCUCUGUCUGUCAUCAUUCCAGCAGUGGAACAACACGGUGCAUCCCCUCUGGCGAGCCCCAUGUCGCCCCGCUCCCUCUCGUCCAACCCUUCCUCUCGUGACUCAUCCCCCAGCCGAGACUACUCCCCGAUGGUCAACAUCCUGCAUUCUCCCAUCACCAUCCACCGCUCUGGGAAGAAGUACGGCUUCACCCUCCGAGCUAUCAGAGUCUACAUGGGAGACAGCGAUGUUUACAGCGUGCAUCACAUGGUCUGGCAUGUGGAAGAUGGAGGUCCGGCUCAGGAGGCUGGACUUAGUGCUGGUGACCUCAUCACUCAUGUAAAUGGAGAGUCAGUCCACGGUUUGGUCCAUACAGAGGUGGUGGAGCUGAUCCUGAAGAGUGGGAACAAGGUGACUAUUACAACAACUCCUUUUGAAAACACCUCCAUCAAAGUGGGUCCUGCCCGCAAGUCCAGCUAUAAAUGCAAGAUGGCACGACGCAUCAAGAGGACCGGAGCCAAGGACGGACAAGAUAAGAAGCGCAGCUCCCUGUUCAGGAAAAUCACCAAGCAGUCCAACCUGCUCCACACCAGCCGGAGCCUCUCGUCUUUAAAUCGCUCCCUGUCGUCUGGAGACAGUCUCCCGGGCUCCCCCACCCACAGCCUCUCUGCCCGCUCGCCCACUCAGAGUUAUCGUGGCGCUCUUGAAUCCCCGCACCUGGGUACAUCAUCCCAGAGCAGCUCCCCGGCCUCCAGCACCCCUAACUCACCUGCAACCACUCACCACAUGAGACCCAGCUCCCUACAUGGGCUGUCUCCCAAACUUCACCGGCAGUACCGCUCGGCUCGCUGCAAAUCUGCUGGCAACAUCCCAUUGUCUCCCCUGGCUCACACCCCGUCCCCGACCACCUCCUCUCCUCCACCUCUCACUGGGCACACGGUAGGGAGCUCUAAUACCACGCAGAUGUUUCCUGCCAAGCUGCACUCCUCACCUCCUGUUGCCCGCCCACGUCCCAAGAGUGCGGAGCCACCCAGGUCCCCUUUGCUGCAGCGGGUGCAGUCUGCAGAGAAGCUAGGAGCACAGAUUUUGCCUUCUUCAUCAUCAUCAUCGCCCUCUCCUCUGACAGGGGGGGUGUCAUUACGCAAGCAUAGCCUGGAGGUGACACACGGGGACUACAGGAGAGAGUCCUUCCACUGUGAGCACAGUCUACAAAGUCUGCUAGAGAUGGAAGGAGAGAACGGACCCGCUCCCCCAUCUCCUUCAUCAUCAUCCUCCCCCUCUCCUCCUAUGGGAGGGGAGGUUGGAGGCCUAAAGCCUGUGAGACGUCUGGGAAGGCAGGAAUCGCCACUCAGCCGUGACACACUCUUAACAGCAAGAGAGAAAGAAGUCCAAACCACAGAGUCUGAGCUUGCUGGGUCACAAACUGAGAGUGCAGCUUCUAAAGCAGAGUCUAAGAUGAGCGUCGUUGACACAUGUAAAACGUUACUUCCUGCUGAGGUUGCAAAGAGUCAUGGAUGUGGAGCUGCAGUUGAAAUCAAGUCCAGUGCUUCAUCUUCAGAGGUUAAGCCUGGUUCUGGGAUCAAAGCUCCAAGUUCAAGCCUUUCCGGUUCUGAGGCAGCAACUUUUAAGAGUAAACCCAGCGAAAAAAUGUCUCCUUCAGGCACAUCAAAGGGCCUGCUAAAGCAAGACUCCAAGCAGCAAAGUGCACAAACAGAUAGUGGACCUGCAACAAAAGCUCAGGAGAAGACUGAGGAGAAGGCAAAAGGCCCUUUAGCUGCACACAAAGGGACCUUUCAGAAAGCACCUACAGAGCAGCUCAAGCAGCGUAAAGGUACAGACACGAUAGAGAAAGGAGCAAGCUAUAAAGCUAGUGAUACCACCAAGCUCAAAGGACCUACACCUGUAAUUCCAAACCAGGGUCAAGCCCACGCUGCAGCCAGAUGCAAAGAGGAGAAGCCAACAAACAGAGGAGUCAAGGAGGAGAGGCAACACCUGGAGGUCCUGGAGGAGAACCCCAUGUCGCCUUCCUCGAAUGCAGCCUCACCCGCCUCGAGCAAGUCACGGCCCAUGUCUCCAGGGGAUAAAGCCAGCUUCGUUACCCAGCUCACAAGCGUGGCCAAAACAGUCCUCGGGCCUAUGAAGGGGGGAUCACAAGAGGGAGGCAAGGUAAAAGACAUAUCCAAGUCUGGCGAGGAGAAGCGGGGAAGCACUGCAGGAAAAGGAGAAGCUUCGUCUGUCAGUCUCCGCCGGGGGGCUCAGACAGCAGCCAGCACUAUCCAAUCUGAUAAAGGAAACAUUCGCAGCUCUAAGCAUCACUCGUGAUAAGAGCUUCAGAGGGAGUGCGAUUGUCCCAUGCAAUGCCUUUUUAACUGUAGCAUCAAGCUAACAUAUCAUGAAUUUACACGAAAUGUAAAUGGAGAGACAUGCUGAAAAAAAGACCAAAAAAGAUGACAGAACAAAGUUGCAUCAGCUGACUCCUGCUGGAAAACAUGUGCACAUGGUGUCCUAAUGUAGACCUGUGUAUGUACUGUAUGUUCAUCACAUUAUGUUGUAUAUAGUACAAACAAAUGCAUAUGUCUGAAUGCAUGUCUAACACUGUACAUGGGAAAUGAAAGAAUAUUUAAAAAAAUUUAAUUAUACAGCAGACCUUAAGGUAGAGAACACUGUGAACAACUUUUCAACUGAACACAGCCACAUGUGCAGACAGGUCGAGUCUGUUAUCCUUGUAUGGGGGUCCAGUAGUGCCAAAAUUAUGUUCAUGUGUUUGCCGUGUGUGUCGAUUUCACAUGUGACUAAAUAUUUUUUAUGUCAUUUCAAAGACUUAACUCGUAGCAGGAAGAAAAAACUGUGAAAGACAGAAUUGAUUUUUUAAAUGCUCUUAUGUAAUAGCAUUUUUAUUGUGAGUCAGCUUCACAAUAUGUUGAAGAUUACUUUCUGUUAUGGAUCUCAGGCUCUGGAACAAUCUGUGUAAGGUCCUUCCAAACAGCUGAUAAUUUUAAAUAACUUUUGGAGACCCAACAAAUUGUGUUUGCUUUUAGUCAAAUUUGAGGCGUUACAUAGUUUUUGUCAAGUCUCCUGUGAAAAAUUUCUUACUGCUUGUUUACUCGGUUGCUGUUUGUUUCUAUUUGUGAAUUUUGAUCAAUUUAUUUUUUACACUUGGGUUUACAUUUCAUGUUAUUUAUUUAUUUAUUUUAAAUUAAUUUUGCCUUUCAUUUAUGCUUUUCUUUUAAUAUUUAAACAGUUUUUAAACAUCUCCUAUUUCUUUGCUUUUAGAAACUCUUGGGUUUAUUUUGCAGUUUGCUUUAGGUCAUUAUCCAGCUGCACCGUGAAGAGCUGUCUGAUCAGUUUUGCAGUGUUUGUCUGAAACCGAGCAGAAAGCAUGUUCCUGUACACUUCACUAAAUGCAUCCUGCUGCUUCUUUCAACGGUCACAUCAUCAAUAAACACUAGUGCCUCAGUUCCACUGACAGCUAAACAUGUCCAUGCCAUAACACUGCCUCCACCAUGUUUGACGGAUGAUGUGGUGUGCUUCAGAUCAGAAGCUGUUUCUCUUUUUCUCCUUAUUUUUCUUUAUUGAUUAUUCUGAUCCUUCUGUAUUUCAUAUUUGUAGGCUUUGACAACCUUCACAAAAGGGUUCCUAGAAAAGAAAUCUGCAAUCAUUCACUUCAUUUGUGUUUGAAAAUGUCACAAAAGCUUAUGGAGCUAACUGUAUGCUGGUUUCUACGUUUUGUAUUUCUGCCCUGGACUGUUUCAAACAUAACUUGACAUGUUAAGCAGACAUAAGCAGUGAGCAUGUGAACAUAAUUUUGGCACACAUGCCUCAUUUAAAUGGGCAUUACAUUACAUCGGCUCUAUCAUUUAGUUCAGUAUGACACGAACUGUAUUUUCUUUAGUCUUUAGUUACUAAAAGGGAUCAGACACAGAAAGGUUUUUCAUAUGUCGUGCACUGGGGAGGGGGUCAAACAAUCCUGAACUCUGGACCAAGAUACUGGAAUGGGGAUCAGCUUGUUUGUUCCAGAUGUGUUUAAGGGCUGGAUUUUGAGACACUGGUGAGGUGAUCUUGCACUGGGACGCUAUGCAAUGUGUUAAUGAUGUGAGUUUUUCUCUGUGUGUGUCCUCAAUAUUACAUUUACAUUGUGCUCUAGAUGAGAAAAAAUAAGGGGAAAGGGUUGCAAUAAGUCAAGCAUUUGGUUUAAAUAGCUGUCUCUGCUGGUCAUAGUGAAAUGUGCAAUUACAUAUUUUAACCUAUUAAGUGAAUAUAUAAGUGUGCUCAGAGUGUGGUAUGGAGACAAAGUGGAGACAGAAGCGUAAUGAAAGUACAACUUAGAGGAGAUUUUGUGGUUUCACUCGCUCUUUGUUAUUUAUG